AAAUUAUCCUAUGAACACUUAUAUAUUGAAUGUUCACAAUUUACAUAUUAAAUGUUUACAAUUUAAAUUGUGAACAUUCAAUAUAUCGGGUCCACUUUGUAAGGUGGAUCUAAGUCCAUGGUAUGUAUAUAUAUUGAUGAGGGACAGCGCUUGGUAAUGAAGGUUUUCAAUUUAGCAAAGUUUGUCCAAUUGUUAAUUUGAUAAUCACAAUGUUUAAAGUCCGAUUUUGGUUUAAGUAGGUCAGUUAUAGGCUGCACAUCCUUGGAUAUUGUACUAGCUGGACUAGUGACUGAGUAACAUGAUUUAUUUGUUAUUUUGGUAGGAAAAAAACGUAUGAGUGUCCCCAAAGAUUACGGCGUCUGAAUGGGUGGCAUAAUGGCGAGGUAGAAUAGAGUGGAGAAAUAGCAGUAACGUAAGGGCAUGCCAGCAUCUUGUGUCUCCUAAACACAUCAUUAUUCUCCACUCAUAAUUAUAUUCACUCAAACACACCCUUAUACUUGAAGCAAUACUUAUGAAUUCCCUAUACUCUUCGUGUAUUAUAGCAUCCUCUUAAACUUCACUUAAAUCCAAUUAACCUACAUCUUCUGUUAACACAUAUAUGCAUGAUCCAGUUUUCACAACUAUCUUCCAUUCAUCAAGUUUAUACGCUGCAAAUUUCUCUUCCAUCAUCCAUCUCCUGCUAUUCAGCCCAACAUUGAAAAGUUGACCUCUUUUGGAACAGGAAACCCGCACAGCCGCACCCAUUACUUGCUGGGUGUGAACUGAUUGGAGGACAAGCCAGGAAAAUGAUGAUGCAGUAGUGGUGAUAGAAAUGGCUUCUUUAGCAGAGGAAAUCCCUGUAGGUUUUCAUGGUAAACUAGAUGCAGUUUCAGAUCAGCCUCCUCGUACAGAUGACUACAAUCAUGCAUCAGAUCCUGCCAAAAAACUUCAAAAUGCUGAAGAAGAAGAAGAGCAUCCAAGAAUGAAUGAGAAACUUCCAGACUUGAAAGAUUCUAAAAUCUCCGAGGGAGUUAACACAAAAACCUCCUUUCUCAACUACAAUGAAAUGCUCAAGAAAAUCUUGGCCAUAGAUGAUAUUCAUCAUGGCACUUUUGACAUCACAUCAGGGAAUGGAGUCUCUGAUGAAGCAUCCAAAAAUGGGAUUACAGCUCUGUUGCCUGCCAUUCAUUUGAAAAUGGAAGAAAGCGAGAGAAGGUUCGGCAAUGGUGAUCAAACAUGGAAGAAUAAUCUGCAGAUUGGGAGUUCUGGAAAAUCUCCAAGCUUCGAUUUUGGAGUUCCCUUUGAUGCUGCAAAGGGUUCAGGGUUUGAUCAAACGCCAUUGCUUCAUCCUUUUCGCAAGACGCCGGUUAGAAGCUUAUCCAUUAAUGAUUUCCAGGACAGGAUCAUUCAGACUAGAUAUGGCCGGAACUCAGUGGACUACGACGCCAAAUCUGAAGCUCCAUUUCUGAACAACAAGGAGAAUAUUAAUGGGAGUGAUGAUGAGAAAACGCAGGGGAGUUUUGGUUCUGAUGAUAUGGAUUAUUGGGCAGAGAAUAAGUUGAAGGGAAAUGGAAAGGCAAAGGGGAGGAACUCCUUCUUCAGCGCAUGCAUAUGCUGCAUUGCAUCAACCGAAUGAAAUUAAAACCUUAAUUUCUUAUUUGUUUUGUCUUCUUCCUGUUCUACAUAUAUUGAUGUUGUAAUAUUUGGCUCUGUUUCGUUGGUAUUUGUUACUAAACGUGACAAUGUGAUAUAAGUUUACAUGGGUUAACUUAGGCACAAUAUAAUCCUUGUGCUACACUACUUUGGUCAUGCCAAGUCAUUCUCCAUGUAAUUUGCUUAUGCCAGAUCAUCCCAAACUCAAAUUACUUUUAUUUAAAUAAAUUUAUAAUUAAAUUGAUGGUGUUAUAGGCCGAUGUAGUUAGCAUGAUAACCUAAGACUGAAUAGUUCUGAGCGCCAUUUGGAUAGUUUCGAAAACCAUCUGUGGCCGAGAUCCAGUCUUUGAACCAUCAAGUUAAUUGUAACUGUCCUAAGCAACACAAGCAUUCGUUAUG
Ipomoea triloba (trilobed morning glory) is the source of this 2031-nucleotide messenger RNA. RefSeq lists its product as uncharacterized. The record is from RefSeq and is a predicted model, not a curated record. NCBI's taxonomy places the organism in Eukaryota, Viridiplantae, Streptophyta, Magnoliopsida, Solanales, Convolvulaceae. The transcript is spliced from 3 exons. Bases 812 to 1615 code for a protein of 267 amino acids.